AUGAUCGAAAACCUGUAUCAGCUGCUACAUUUCCUUAAUGUAAACAGUUUUUCAGUCUUCACGGUUAUCAAGCAGAGUUGCCUUUAAAUCCUCGCAGUGAGGCAAGCGGAUUCUUCCCGUUGGUUAUGAAGUAAAUCGUUAAACGUGCGCAGAUUGGCGGCUCUUUUUGCACCAACCAUAAUGAAAAACAAGAAACCAUCGGACAUCUCAUCCAGCGAAGUGCAGGAUAUUUCUGACGUCGUUGGAAGUUUUGGUCCUUGGCAGAAGACGGGUGUUUAUAAUAUUCUUUUAUAUCAACAUCGUUGGAAUUUGGCAAAACCUCUCUAUCACUUUCUUGGCUCCAAAUAUGGAUUUCUGGUGUGUUGAACCCAACAGUACGGACUCUUCUUCCCUUCACGUCUUGCUAAACAGCACCGAUCAAAUACUCAGAAGACUUAACAACGAUACUUCUAAGGAUGAAUGUAUGAUAACCGUAUAUUCAGAACAGAAUGUCACUAUGGUUUCUUUUGUCAACAUAUCUCAACCAGAGAUAGUACCCUGCACAAAGUGGCACUAUGAUACUUCUUAUACCUCUCAAACUUUAGUUAGCGAGUUUGAUCUUGUGUGCGAUAGAGAAUGGCUCGUAUCUCUAGCUAAAUCAAUAUACAUGAUAGGAUUUUUGAUAUCUGUAAUAUUCUUUGGGCAGCUAUCCGACUGGAUCGGGCGCUUACCUACGAUCGCCAUUUCGUAUGUCGUUUCCUGUAUCAGUCUGCUUCUGUCUUUGUUAUCCACAUCGUACCUCAUGUUCGUCAUACUGCGCUUUUUUCAGGCAUUUGGUAGAACUGGAUUGACAACCAUUGGAUUCGUAUUGUUGAUGGAAAUAGUUGGACCUCAUCAUCGAACCGAAGCAGGAAUUGCCAUCCAGUUAGGAUGGACUGUGGGUUUCAUCACUUUGGCACUUGUAGGUUAUCUUUUCAGGCACUGGUUUUGGUUCCAAGUUGCAAUGUCAGUACCUCUCUUACCUCUAAUGUUCGCCUACAAGUUUAUUCCUGAAUCUCCUCGGUGGCUGCUGAUACAAGGAAAGGUCAAACAGCUCGAAAAAAUACUGAUCGAAGGAGCUAAAUUGAAUGGCCAGGAAUUAAAAUACGCAAUCAAAGAUUUGAAAAUGUUGACGGAGCAAAAACCUGGACAAGAUCGAAGCACUGUUUUCGAUCUUUUCAGAAGUCCUAAAAUGAGAUGCAGAGUGCUCAAUAUGAUUUACCUUUGGAUAGUAAAUGCCUUUAUGUACUAUGGUUUAUCUUACAACACUAAUGACCUUGCUGGAAAUCCGUAUUUGAAUUUCUUCCUUGCCGGAGCACUAGAGAUUCCAGCAUACGCGUCUGUGUUCUUUGGUAUAAAGAAAUGGGGCAGAAGACCAACGCUGACCUUUUUCAUGCUGGUUGGAGGCUGUGCAUGCGCAGCUAUUAUAGCCGUCCCAGAAAGUAUUUCAUGGCUGUCAACGGCAUUCGCCAUGAUUGGAAAAUUUUGUAUAUCGGGUUCUUUUGGCAUUCUUUACCUAUACACGAGCGAACUCUUCCCGACAGUUGUCAGGAAUGUUGCAAUUGGUACAUGUUCGAUGUGGGCCCGUGUGGGUUCUAUUUUGGCACCCUUUGUCAAGGAACUGGGUAAAGCCACGCAUCCUUCCGUACCUAAUGUUAUCUACGCCGUCCUCGCUGUGUCCAGUGGGCUUCUGGCACUUCUUCUGCCGGAAACUAAAGGCCAAAAAAUGCCGGAUUCUUUGUUGGAAGGAGAGCAUUUUGGAGAACAUGAACCUUGAAAGACAGUGGCAAAUGUUCGAAUAACAAAAGAACUUUCUUCAUCUCGGAGUUCGAAUUCCACAGCUGGAUAUCACAGCAUUGGAUUUUAGCAAGACAGGAAAUAGACGCCAUCUUAGACUGUAUACCUGUAUAGUAGAUAAUGAUCUGAAAUAACAAUAUUUUACACGGCCCACACAUUUCUCAUAUUUCAAUAAAAAUACGUUUUUGAGAGAAAGAAAUUUUUUGUACUAUUUUUAAAUAAAAGAGUAAUAACCUUGGCAAUAA
Stegodyphus dumicola is the source of this 2060-nucleotide messenger RNA. Its product is annotated as organic cation transporter protein-like. Gene Ontology annotation, cellular component: membrane. Gene Ontology annotation, biological process: transmembrane transport. The record is from RefSeq and is a predicted model, not a curated record. NCBI's taxonomy places the organism in Eukaryota, Metazoa, Arthropoda, Arachnida, Araneae, Eresidae. Gene Ontology annotation, molecular function: transmembrane transporter activity.